Molecule: messenger RNA, 5730 nt
Organism: Hypanus sabinus (Atlantic stingray)
Lineage: Eukaryota; Metazoa; Chordata; Chondrichthyes; Myliobatiformes; Dasyatidae
Product: active breakpoint cluster region-related protein-like
Biological process (GO): intracellular signal transduction; positive regulation of GTPase activity
Cellular component (GO): membrane
Molecular function (GO): guanyl-nucleotide exchange factor activity; GTPase activator activity
Source: RefSeq, a predicted model, not a curated record
CUCAGCAGGUCUAACCUCAGUCGCGUGUCCCUUCUCCCUGCCUUACCAACCACCUCCCCACCCCCCCCCCCCCCCCCCGCCAUCCCUCUCCUCUGCCCUGUAUUCAUCUGAGAUUAGUGCAGCUCAGAAGAACGGUCUGCAGACGAGUGGUUGAAGUGCAACCUCUCUCUCUCUCUCUCACCCCUCUUCUCUGUUUCUUACUGUCUCCCUCUCUCUCCCUCUAACAACCUCACGCCCUCUCCCCUUUUCUUUUACUCAGUCUCUCACUCUUUCUUUGACUCUAUCCCCCACUCUCUCACUCUUUUUCUAACAACCUCACUCUCCCUCUCCCCUUCUCUCACUUUCUUCAUCAGUCUCUCACUCUCUCUCUAAACCUCUCCCUUCUCUCACACUCCUCUCUAUUUUGCUCUUGUGCCUCUCUCAAAUACAAUCCCUCUCUCUCUUUCUAACUAUAUGUCUCUCUCUCCCCCUUCUCCCGUUCUGCAUCAUUCACAGUCUCUUUCCUCCGCUCUCUACCCCUCUCUCCCAAACAAUCUCCCCUUAUCUGUCUCUCCCUCCCACACCCACUCGCUCCCUCACUUCAUGCUUCAAGAGUUCUCAUCCAGCUCCCCUCUAUCCACUUUGAACCAGCUCUGACAUGGAUAUCUAUCUUCAGGCCUGUGGUUAUCUGGAGUCUGAAGGCAUCACUGUCGAUGCUGAGGAUCCAGAGGAUGACCAGGUGUUCACCCAGGAGCCCAAGCUCGAUCCCAUCACUCAGUCCUAUUCAGGAUACACCAACAGAUCAUCGGACGGCAGCAGUAACUUCUCUCCCAUCAGUCCGGCCACACCGCUGGAGGAUGAUCCCGAGAAACAGCUCCAGAGGAGGAAAAUGGUGCUGUGCAAGGUGCUGGAGAACGAGAGGGUCUACAUCAAUGAGCUUAGCAGUCUACUCGUGCCCAUGCGUCCUCUGAAGGCAGCAGCCUACACCUCACAGCCCGUCCUCACCAGCCAGGAGAUACAGACCAUCUUCUUCAAGGUGCCCGAGCUGUAUGAGCUCCACGUGGACUUCUGCGGCAAGCUGCAGGACAGGCUGGAGAGUGGAGACUCUCCCCAGCCUGUGGGCGACAUCUUUCAGCUGCUGGUCAGCCAGUUUGGGAUCUAUCGUGCCUUCGUCAACAACUACCGGAUGGCGGCGGAGACGACUGAGAAGUGUGUUCAGAGCAAAGACCAGUUCAGGAGGAUCGCACAGGAGAUGAGGCUUAAACCCUCCAAGGAAUCGAAGGAGACUCCAGUGACCACAACUCUGGAGGCCCUGCUGCUGAAGCCGGUACACCACAUCACCAGGGUGACCCUGCUGAUAGGGGAGCUGCUGAGAAGCACGCCUAGUGACCACCCUGACCACCCGGCACUGGAGACAGCGCUCAAUGACUCCAACAGCUUCCUCUCCGCAACCAACCAGACAAUCUACCCUAAGACUGGACUCCGGGAAUCUAGUACUGACAAGGACCAGCCCCUGCUGAAGGACGCAUUUGUGGUCGAGGUGUCCGAGGGCUCGCGGAAACUACGGCACAUCUUCCUCUCCACGGACUUCCUCUUCUGUGCCAAGAUGAAGCGUCUGCCUGGGAGGCAGAUGAACUUCAAGUACGAUUGGUACCUCCCCUUGGAAGACGUCACCCUCCAGAGCGCCAGCGAGAUCCAGCUGAUGGCUCCGGGCACGCUGCAGGCUGUGCCCCAGAAGGACAUCGAGGAGGUCAAGGCGCGGCUGAUCUCCACCAAGAUCGAGAUCCACCUGGAGAAGAAACACAACAAGGGCAUCGAGCGCCUCCGGAAGAAAAUGUCCGACCUUGAGACGUGGCUCCUGAUAAAUUCUCCAUCACUUCCCCUGGGAUUACAGAGCAGGAGCGGCAAGAGUUACAUCUUCCUCUUGUCCUCUGAUUACGAGCUCCACGACUGGAGGGACACCAUUGAACAACAGAAGAAGAAGGGUUUACAGCUGGUCUCACAGACUCCCUAUGAGAUUCAGAGCCUCUUCCAGCUUUGCUAUGAGCAGCGCACUGCCCGCCAGCUGCCCCUCUACAGCAACGGUGAAGAUUCGGAUGGCACCACACUGAGGGGGAGACUGAGCGUCAGGAUUCACUCCGUGUCCGGACUGAAGGAGCCACUCAAUGUUUACUGCUGUCUGGAGUCUGAUUGCCAUGGCUACUUUGAGAAGAAGGUACAGACACCAGUCUUAACCCAGUGCCUAAGCCCAAAGUGGGAAGAGGAGAUCGACGUGGAGCUGGACGGGGCUCAGUUCCUGAGGAUUCUCCUGUGGGAACAGCAUGAUUACAGGAGCAGCACAGAGAAAGGGCAGGAAUCCGGCAGCGACCGCCUCCUUGCCAAGGCUCAGAUCUGGCUCGAUCCCAGGAGCCUGCAAUCCAACCAGUGGAAGGAAAGUUUGGUUGGGAUGAAACGGCACGAGAUGAACUGUUCCAUGAAGUACCAACAUCAGAGCCUGAGUGAGCUGGACCAGCUGACGGGGGCUCCGCAGGGGACUUUUGGAAUUCCCAUCAGCAUCGUCACAUACCGGGAGCACAGCAAGAUUCCACGGAUCGUGCAGCGCUGUGCAGAAGAAGUGGAGAGGCGUGUGAAGGAACUUGGGAUCUACCGGGUGUCAGGCAUCGCGACCGAGAUCCAGGACCUGAAAGUGGCAUUUGAUGGUGACAGCAAGGAGACAGCAGCCCUGCUGAAGGAUUCGGACAUUCAUGUGGUGGCGGGAACCUUGAAGCUGUACCUGCGGAGCCUUCCGGAACCUCUGCUCACCGCCGAGCUGGUGCCCUCGUUCUUCAAGGCAGCAGGUGUUGAAGACAAAAAAGCCAAGGAUACCCAGAUGACAUCAGUACUGCACCAGUUACCACAGCCAAACCUCAAUACAUUUCUGUACCUCCUGUACCACCUGAAGAGGGUCGCCGACUAUCAAGAUGUUAAUAGGAUGACCUUGCAUAACCUGGCCACUGUCUUUGGCCCCUCACUUCUUCGCUCUGAGCAAGAGGGAGCCCCUGUGGACAUCUCACAUGAGGUCGUAGUCCAGGUACAGGUGAUCUUUCACUUCCUGUCCAAGGAUGACCUCCCUGCACUGGAUCAGCGAGAUGGCCUUGAGACAUGAGGUGGAAGAACUGCCCACUAUCAGACUGUCAACACACCAGGCUGAUCUCAAGCCCCUGUUUCUUCUUGACUGUCCUCAAACUUCGGCUGUACUCCCUCUCACUCGGUGGACCUUGUGGAGUGACCCUGAGGGCACUGCAAAUUUCGCAUAAGCCCUCCCUCCCUUCCCUCCAACACCUCCCCAUCAGCAAUUGAACCAACAGCUUGAUGGUUACUAAUGAUUAGGAAGAGAGGGAGAGGGGAAUUUGGAACAUCCUGGGUCCUGGGAUGUGGUUUCGCAGUCAAUGACAGGCUCAGGCCCAAAGCAGCUUGUCCCAUGUCAUCUGUUUGUUAAACUAGAUGGGCUUUCACGUUCUGUGUGUGUCCUGACACACACGUCCAGUGUAGGAACAGCAGCGGUUCAAAUAGAUUGAAACUCCCUCUACACCAUCCCAUCACACACUCCCGGGGUCAGACACAGAGUGAAGCUCCCUCUACACCGUCCCAUCACACACUCCCGGGGUCAGACACAGAGUGAAGCUCCCUCUACACUGUCCCAUCACACACUCCCAGGGUCAGACACAGAGUGAAGCUCCCUCUACACCGUCCCAUCACACACUCCCAGGGUCAGACACAGAGUGAAGCUCCCUCUACACCGUCCCAUCACACACUCCCAGGGUCAGACACAGAGUGAAGCUCCCUCUACACUGUCCCAUCACACACUCCCGGGGUCAGACACAGAGUGAAGCUCCCUCUACACUGUCCCAUCACACACUCCCGGGGUCAGACACAGAAUGAAGCUCCCUCUACACCGUCCCAUCACACACUCCCGGGGUCAGACACAGAAUGAAGCUCCCUCUAUGUUGUCCCAUCACACACUGCUGGGGUCAGACACAGUACAGAUCCCUCUACACUGUCCCAUCAUAAACUCCCCAGGUCAGGCACAGAGUUCAGUAUCCUCUGCACGAUGUAAAGAAAGCAAAAUUACUGAGGAAACGUUCAUGGGUUCAUUGCCCAUUCAGAAAUCUAUUGGUUGAACGGAGGAAGCUGUUCCUAAAAUGUUGAGUGUGUGUCUUCAGGCUCCCGUUCUUUGUCCCUAAUAAAAGAAAGCAUGUCCUGGGUGAUGGGUGUCCUUUGUAAUUGAUGCUAAUGUUUUUGAGGCAUCGCCUGAUGCUGGUAUGGCUAGUGGCGAGUACUCAUGAUGUAAACUUAGCCGGCUCCAACCUUCCACAGCUCUUUUCCGAGCCUGUGCAAACCACAGCAGACAGUGAUGCAGCCAGUUAGAAUGCCCUGCUAUAGAAACCUGUUUGUCUUUGGUGAGAUAGCAAACCUUUCCAAACCGCUGGUAAAAUAUAGCCGCUGACGUGCCUUCUCAAACGCAUGACUGUGUUGGUGCCCAGGAAGUGGAAACUCUUCACCCUGUUCCCUACUGACCUCUCGAUGAGGUGUUCCCUCGACCUCCCCUUCCUGAAGUCAGCAAUCAGUUCCUUGAUGGUACUGACAUUGAGUGCAAGAUUGCCGUAACACCAUUCAACCAGCCAAUCUCUCUCUCUCGUGCACCUCCAUGUCACCAUUGGAGACUCCGCCAACGAUGGCCGUGUCGUGAGUAAAUUUGCAGAUGGUGUUUGAGUUGUGCCUGGCCACACAGUCAUGUAAUCUUGGGCUGCAAAGUAAAAGCGUUGUAUCAAGUGGAUGUAGUCAGGGUCAGCCAUGGACAUUGCAACCCAGCUGCCUCGAUACACAAGCCUGGGCAGAGCAAGUCAUUGCCCAUGCAGCCAUUUCCCUCUGUCCACGCUCCUGAGGAACGGCAGAGUCUGAUGCAGUUUGGUACCAGCAGCCUCGCAGGAGUUACCAGUCAACGCUGAACUCGACGUAGGACCAUGUUAGGGACCCCAGUUCCGGACUUUUCUCUCAGGAUUUACUCCCAAAGCCUUCCCCGUGAGUGGGUAUAGCCCCAAGGCAGCGGAGGUUUGAGAUCAGAGUUUUCCUUCUCCUAGAUGAGCUGCCAACCUCGACUGACAACCCCAUCCGCCUGAAGCAACUGGUUUUAAGGCACCCUACCUGUCGGUAGAAAUGGUUCUGCCAGGCUCAGUAGCUGAAGGCCAGGAGCUGGACUUCUUGUCAGAGGCUGUUUGAGGUGCACACCAUUGGGAGCCUAUCCCAAAUACCACCCCAGCUGUAACAACCGCAGGGGGUGUGUAGAGCAAGGCAAAAUGUGGAUAACUUUAGUGAACCAAUCUUUCUGAGAAAUCAGUUGACAUGCAGAAUCUCAGGAAUGGAACCCAAGAUGGCCUGGGUCAGCUUUCCUCGAAAAACACUGUCUUUCCUAUUCUAAAGUUUUCAACACAGAUCCCUUCUCGUCUCAUGUGGAUUAAACAGUUCUGCUUUACACAGUUCUCCCCGUACCAUCAUCAGCCAACUGCACUACUAUCAUCACCAACAUCCCGUCUGCACUAUAACUAGUUUGCCACGGUUAAGUCAGGUUUACUGGUAUGUGCAGAAGUAUGGUACGGUUAUGAAUUUGCUCGCUGCAGCAUCACAGGAACAGGCAGGACUUGCGUGUAUAUAUAGCUAAACAUGCAUGUUAUGUAUUGCACUGUACUGCUGCCGCAAAGAAAAUAAUGACAG